UGUCAGUGAUAUAAAAAUUGCCUUUCUUUGUGUUAUUGUUGCUUGUUUGUAGAAAUUUCUGCGUAAAAGAGUACACAGCAAACAAACGUAAAAAUUUGUAUACGUGCACUUAGCAGUGAGUUUUUAAAUUGCGUAUUAAUAAAAAGCGUAUUAAGAAAACGUAAAGAAUAAUUGGCAGAGAGCCUAAUGCGCGCUGUUGAUUGGCGCUCUAAACUUGCCAAAUUCACUGUUGAGAAGCAGCGACAAGCAGAACUUGACAUGGACGCUAUGGACAUGGAGGCGUGCGCUUCUGUAGAGAAAGAGCUUGAUCGCGUUGUGACCAAGCUCGAGCAUCUGCACAAGAACGCAUCAGCAGAAAUUGGCGAUAUUGCGUCGUUGAUGUCGGAGCUGGUUAAUGUGCUAGGUAUGGCAGAGCAGAUGGUAGUCACCACGCUGAAUACGGGCACACAAAUGAAUGCGCCAGGGACUGGAAGUCCAGAUGAUCCAAUGGGUGAAAAUGUCAAUAUGCAGGUGGAAACGGAACCAGCCGCUCCACAACGUCUGACUGAUCGCCAAAUGGACAUCAUACGCGAUUCCAUUGUCAAGUGUAAUGAGCGUGUGCAGAAGCUAUCAUCGGAGCAUCGUGAUCUGCACGGUUCUGUAUCUAAAAUAGGCAAGGCCAUUGACCGCAAUUUUAGUGCUGACUUCACCUCCACGAUGCGCGUAGAUGCUCUGCAAGAUGAGGAUAACCUGAUGCUGCUUAACAAAGCUAUUGCCAAGCAUUACUGCCGUCAGGGCAUGGAUGAUGUAGCACGCACACUGAUAAAGGAGUGUAAGAUGAGCGAGGAACAUGCCCAAGAUGUGUUUGACUCGGAGCGCGAGUUUGCUGAGAUCUACAACAUAUGGAUGCAGAUACAGAAACGUGACUUGAGCGAAGCACUGAAGUGGGCAGAGCGUCACUCCGGCCAGUUAAGGGAGGGCCAUUCUAUAGUAGAGUUUCAACUGCAUCGAAUGCGACUGUUUCAGCUGGUCUCAAAUGGGAUGGUGUCACAGGAUGAGGCCAUUGCCUAUGCCCGCACCUAUGUUAAAAACUUCCCCGCCAAAGAGAUUGGCUACUUGAUGCUAAGUCUGAUCUACGUACCCGUGGGCUUGGAGAACACACGCUAUAAACAUUUUCUAAGCCAGGAAAUGUGGACAGAGCUGUCAUUCAUAUUCCUACGGGAGGCUUGUGAACUUCUGGGCAUCAGCAAGAACUCCGCGCUUUCUGUAGUGGUCAACGCCGGCUGCACUGCGUUGCCGGCGCUAUUAAAUAUUAAGCAGGUGAUGCAGUCACGAAAGGUGCUGGGCAUGUGGAAUGGCUGCGAUGAAUUACCGAUUGAGAUUGAUCUGCCGCCAGAGUUUAGAUUCCAUUCAAUCUUUGCCUGCCCCAUUUUGCGUCAGCAGACCACCGAAGAUAAUCCCCCAAAGAAACUCACCUGUGGUCAUGUUAUCUCCAACGACGCAUUGCACAAGCUAAGCAAUGGACAUAUACUAAAGUGUCCAUACUGUCCCGUUGAGCAGAACGCCGAGGAGGCUGUUCGUAUUUACUUUUAAGCAUCUAUCUAUAAUUUAUACUAAUAUACAUUUAAUCUUAAUGUUAAUCGGAGCCUGCCAGUUGGCGCGCUAUAGCAGUUCAUGCAAGAUGGUCGGAGGGGGUUAGAGGAAAUCGCGUAUUAUGUUAAAUGAUAAAUUGAUAUUGGGCAGCUUUUUCCUUAAAGGCUUUUAGAUUGUUCGUUAGAUAAAUUGGCUAAGCGGAGUUGAACUACUUGAGCCGUUAGCUUCUACUGUGUAUCACCCCUACAAUAACCAUGAAAAGCCCUUAGCUUUUAAUAUAUAUGCUAAAUAAACCAAUCAUAUUUAACUAAA
Molecule: messenger RNA, 1884 nt
Organism: Drosophila busckii
Lineage: Eukaryota; Metazoa; Arthropoda; Insecta; Diptera; Drosophilidae
Gene: Sou
Product: E3 ubiquitin-protein ligase RMND5A
Exons: 1
Coding region: 187-1572 (461 amino acids)
Biological process (GO): proteasome-mediated ubiquitin-dependent protein catabolic process
Cellular component (GO): cytoplasm; nucleus; GID complex
Molecular function (GO): ubiquitin protein ligase activity; protein binding
Source: RefSeq, a predicted model, not a curated record